CAGGAACGUUCUGUUAGGUUCAUGUUGCGGUCGGACAGUUUUUCAUGCGGACCGGAGCAGUGUAACGGAACUGCCGGGUGGGAUUAGAAUCCGGGCGGAGUAUUCGGUGACCCUGGACGGUGAAGCGGGUUGUCAGCGCUCUCGCUGAGUCACGUGAUCCCCAGACCUCCCAUCAUGCACUUCUCCAUCCCUGAGACUGAGACGUGUAACUCGGAUUCCGGUGGUCAGUAUGUGGCGUACAGCAUUCAUGUGAACGGGGUGCUACACUGCCGGGUGCGCUACAGCCAGCUGUUUGGUCUCCACGAGCAGCUGAAGAAGGAAUAUGGGAACAAUGUGGUUCCCGUCUUUCCACCAAAAAAGCUCUUCACACUGACCCCAUCUGAGGUGGAGCAGAGGCGGGAGCAGCUGGAGAAGUACAUGCAGGCCGUGCGGCAGGACCCGGUGCUGGGAUCCAGCGAGACCUUUAACAGCUUCCUGCGACGCUCUCAACAGGAGACCCAGCAGAUCCCCACAGAGGAGGCGCAGCUGGAGGUUUUCCUUUCUAAUGGUCAGAAGGUAAAAGUGUCUAUUCUGACAUCUGACCAGACGGAGGACGUGCUGGAGGCUGUAGCCGCUAAGCUGGACCUCCCGGAGGAGCUGAUUGGAUACUUCAGCCUCUACCUUAUAAAGGACGGAGUAGACGGAUCCUUCUCAUUUGUCAGGAAGCUGCAGGAGUUUGAGCUCCCCUAUGUGUCAGUCACCAGUCUGCGAAACAGAGACUACAAGAUCAUCCUACGGAAAAGUUACUGGGACUCGUCGUAUGAUGAUGAUGUCAUGGAGAAGAGGGUGGGCCUUAACCUCCUGUACGCUCAGACUGUCAGCGAUAUUGAGCGUGGCUGGCUGCAAGUCAGCAAAGAGCAGCUGCAGCAACUCAAGUCUCUGCAGGAGAAAGUCUCUAAGAAAGAGUUCAUCCAGCUGGCACAGACCCUGAAGUAUUACGGUUAUCUGAAGUUUGAGCCGUGCAUCACAGACUUCCCGGAGAAGGGCUGCCAGGUGAUCGUGAGCGCCGGGAACAACGAGCUCAACUUCCAGGUGAAGCUUCCCAACGAGCAGAUAAAGGAAGGCAGCUUCAAGGUGACACGGAUGAGGUGCUGGCGCGUCACGUCAUCGGUCCCGUUCAGCAAUGGUACAGGAAGUCCCAACAAGUCAGAGGCGCGGCUGGAGCUGGCCUUCGAGUACCUGAUGAGUAAAGACCGCCUGCAGUGGAUCACCAUCUCCAGCCCACAGGCCAUCAUGAUGAGCAUCUGCUUGCAGUCAAUGGUGGACGAACUCAUGGUCAAAAAAUCCGGAGGCAGCAUAAAAAAGUUGUCACGGAAGAGACAGUCCUGUUUGGUGCGGAGGUCAGACAGUCAGCAGGCAGUGAAAUCGCCGCCGAUGUUGGAUUCUCCGGAUGGGAGCAGAGAGCCCAUCGCCAAGUUGUCGAGCAAGCUCAGCUCCGUCAGUCUCCGUGGAAUCAGCAACUCCAGCUCCAACAACGAUGUCAGCGCUGAGGACUUCCAUGGGAACUACGCCUUCGAGGGCAUCGGCGACGACGACUUGUGAGGCUUCAAGCCUCCACCCAGGAGUUGCCUUUGUUGGGACCUUCUCCUCCAUCAUGAUUGUCAGCGAGGCUGAGGCUUCAUCUCAGACAAGGGUCGAUGGAGAUGCGUCUCCACCAGCAGAAUAAAGGGGAAGAGCUCUCCUGUGCUGGGUCCCCGCUACCGACACUAAUACUCCUAUGUAGCGCUCAGCUUGCACUUAUAAUUCAGAGAUUUGCACAGGAUCGGGGGGGCCACACCCCAGUAUUUCUAAUGAAUUUAACCCUUUACCAGCUCCCUCUGCUGCUCAGUGAAUGAAUGUUGGAUUAGCAAUAUUCCAUAUAUAACGCAGGACCAUAAGGGUUAAUAUGUAUAGCUAUCUGCACACACAUAUCUUAUAUGUAACCGUACAGUCAUGGUGCCAAAUUCUGACCAAAUGAACUUUUGAUUAGGAGGCGUGAGUCAGCCGAGACGCUCAAGUGCCAACCCCACCACGUGUCAUAAGCUUUUGUACGCCGGCGACAGACGCCUGCUUCGCAUUGUAGGAUGGCUCCGGCCACGUGACUGGAUAGCGACUAUUUGUACAGAACGCGAGGGUCGUAUGCGCUGCGUCACAAGGGCCAAUGGACGCGGCGCCUGCUUUUGAGCUGCCACCUUAGGAGCAGCUGCCGGUAUACAUACGUGAUGAAUGGCGAGGAGAGGUCUCACAAUCAGACGCUUGUACUUUGCUGUUUACACAUCGAGCCGAUCGAUUAUCUUCCAAUAAUAAAUGACCUGUUUA
This is a messenger RNA of Bufo bufo (common toad), 2337 nucleotides long. RefSeq names its product sorting nexin 17 (gene SNX17). Gene Ontology annotation, molecular function: phosphatidylinositol binding. Gene Ontology annotation, cellular component: early endosome. Bases 175 to 1581 code for a protein of 468 amino acids. NCBI's taxonomy places the organism in Eukaryota, Metazoa, Chordata, Amphibia, Anura, Bufonidae. The record is from RefSeq and is a predicted model, not a curated record. Gene Ontology annotation, biological process: intracellular protein transport; signal transduction. The transcript is spliced from 16 exons.